This is a messenger RNA of Trematomus bernacchii (emerald rockcod), 3213 nucleotides long. RefSeq lists its product as uncharacterized. The record is from RefSeq and is a predicted model, not a curated record. Bases 153 to 1520 code for a protein of 455 amino acids. Lineage: Eukaryota; Metazoa; Chordata; Actinopteri; Perciformes; Nototheniidae. The transcript has 8 exons.
CCCUCCCCCGGCCUGAAAACCUACUAAAAACGAGUACGGGGUUUGUGGUCUGUCUCAACACCGCGAGGUGUUUGCACCCAGUUUAAUGUUGAAUAAUAACGACUGGCUCCGACCUACACUGAACACGGCUGAGGUGUUUCUCACGGAAGACGAUGAUAGUGUUGUUGUUGCUGGGUGCCUUUGUUUGUAUGGGCCUGGCAGAGCAGCGUUAUGACGUAGAGUAUGGAGACUCUCUGAACUUACUGGUUCCCAGAAAGCCCAAGUCCUUUGAGUUCACUCGCAAGUUCAGCUCAAAUGUGACCAUCUUGUGGAAAUGGGGUGAACCUUUGACCUCGUUGGACGGAAGGCUGAAAAACACGGGUAUCUUCUUUGAGAUGUAUAAUUUAACUCAGAAAGACAUGGGCCACUAUAGGUUCAGAGGCAAAGAACAGAAUGAACUGUCAACCUACACAAUUGAGGUAAAAGCAAAAACAAAGUCCUUUCAAAAGAGUCCUGGUAAACACCUCAGAUUCUCUGCUAAACUGGAACCAAACCUCUGCAACGUUUACUUCUUCCCAGAAGGCAAACUCAGGAGGAGGAUGUCGGAGGUUGCGAUUGUCCGUCGAGGCAAGCUGCAGAGGCAUUUGGAUGAACUUGGGCUUGUAGGGUUUGAUCUGAAUGAGCCAUGUGGGAUUUACAUUGAAGCCAUACAGAACACAUACAGGGGACGCUAUGAAAUCAGGGAUGAGAAUAAUGACACAGCCUUAGAGGUGUAUCUGCAUGUAGCUGACCCAACCAUUAGGACCUCUGAACUGAAGGCUGGUGCACAACUCAGCUUCAAUUUUGAUCUGGAACCAAAAGACUGCAACAUUCACUUCUUCGGAGAGCCAUCGUUUGAUAUAGUUCUUCGUGGCAAGCUGCAAAGGAAUUUGUAUGAAUUUGAUUGCAGCGGAUUUGAACUGAUAAAGCCAUGUGGGAUUUUAAAGGAAGACCUCCAGAUGUCUUGCCAGGGACGCUAUGAGAUCAGGGAUCAGGAUGGCGACACAGCCUUAGUGAUGAUACUAGAAAUGGAGGCACCGCCUGCUGAGCAUUCGGCUAUUGGUAUUAGUUUUGGUGUUUUCUUCUCCUCACUUUUCGUGUAUGUCGUGAGGCGCUGCUGCUGUAAAGGCAGCUCCUCCAAAAACAAGACAUCUGAGCCUGAAGCUGCUGAGCCUGAUGUGCCAUACGAAGAGUACGACCUUGAGCCUGUUCGACUGCAGCCAGAUCAAGUCAGCGAGCCCUCUGGGACCCCUUACCGCGCUCAGCCUCCUCUUACGCCCACCGACCCGCUGAUACACAAUCAUCCUUCUGUGGAGAUGCCACCAACAUAUUCUGAGAUUUUUGCUGCAUCAGGGCAAACAGACGCUCCAACUUUCCCCGUCCACUCUGACCCUGAGCCGCGGUUCGAGGUGAAGGGGAUGAACUUUCCCUCCGCUCCCCCACUCAGUUCAGACUCAACUAUCUCUGAUGUUUAUACCUCAAGCAAACUCAACUUCCUCUGAGAGCCUUGAUUUUGAAAGAUACACUCAAAUGUGUAAGCUCAUUCAUAUUAUGGCAAAAGUUUUGGGAAAUAUUCGUAUUCAUCAGAGGCUUCCUGGACUCUCAGCUGGAAACUGGUCCCAGCCAAGAAAUAGUCCUGUCCAUAAACCACUGUAAAACUUGGUUCUGUUGUUUAUAUACUUUUUUAGCUGAUUAAACAAGAUAAGAUGUUAGUUAGUGAGCUUUUAGAGGUGCCAGUAGGUAAAGUUAGCCAAGCUAUCGGUUGGCCUGUUGCUGGGACCUAAUUUUAGUACCUAGUAGUUAAGUGUAUAAGUACAUUUACCAUAAGAAGUUUGACAAAAUGCUGAGCACUAAGUACCCGCCUGAAGGCACACUCGUUAUGGUCAAAAAGUUGUGGAAGUUGGAGAAUUCUCACACUCAACAAUCACCAUCUUGGCUACGUAAUGGCAGGUGGCAAGACCAGUCACAAUGUGGUUGCUGUGGUGAACACAGAACUAUAAAAAUGAAGGUUAUACAGGAUCUUUUAAAACGUUUAACAUAACAUGCAAACAUACCACUAUUGUUGUUAAAAGGAAGCAGUCCAUAAUGGUUUGGUACUGCGAACAAUAGUGAAGAGCAGCAGUGUGCAUUUGCAACACAGUCUCACGGCAUUUCGUGUUAUAGUCAAGAAAUGAAUCAAUUGGUUCGUGUUCACCAACACGAUUUCGCCAUUUUUUUUCGUGUCACACAGCCGCAAUCCAGCUAGGCUAGGCUAGCUAGGCUAACCUGCUGCUGGCUGUUAUUUUAGUUUUACAGACCAGUACAUAUGACUUUGUGCCUGAGGAUCACACAUUCCAUACCAAAAGCAAAAGGGAACUUUUACAAUGAUAAAUCUCUCUUUCCUACCUCACUUCAUGAGUGACACUCAAAUAGCUCAUUUGCUUCUCCUAUUUCUGAAUAAAUAGCUUUAAAGUGCUUGCAGUUAUGUCAGGGAUGAACCAUUUACUGGAGCUUAACUGAAUAUUUGUAGGUAGAAAGCAUUCCUAAAGUUGCCUUAAUUGAUGCAAAGCUCUCUGUAUUUACUCCUAUGCGAAUGCUCAGGUUCAUAUUUGCAUUUUGUGCCUCUCUUAGGACAUGUUUACAUGCUUUAAUGUUCAAACGUGCUUUAUUUUUUCUCAUACUGCCUUUUUUUCAUCCUCUGUCUGAAACCAGAGCCCAGUCUUCUCUGAUUGGUUAGCCAUUUACAUGCACAAAAACCUAUAAAACACACUCCAGGAAAGGCAUAAUAGGGCCUCUUUAAAAGUUUAAAAGUCCUCAUAUUACUUGAGUUAUUUGGACAUUUGCUUGGCACUCUGCAUGUAAUUCAGCUUGAGUGCAUUUAAAACGUUUAUUUGUUAUACAGUUAAGCGUAUAUGUGAAUUAAAUUAACUUCUGAAGGAGCUGUAGAUGUUUAUGUAUAAAUAUGUAUAUGUACUAACCACUGUAUUUCAUUGUCUUAGGCAAGUCUCAAACACAUACACAUAUUUAAAUGUGCUAAUGUAUAUUAUGUGUCUUGUAAAGUGUUUGUUUGAUAGUAAAAUCACAAGCACCUGUUGCCUUGUACAUAAUUUCAAUGGCAUAAAAACACCUCUGCACUGCACUUAUGUCAACAUUGUACCAUAAGUGCAUUACUCAAUAUACAUUUGUGUGAGGUGCAAUAAAUGUUAUUACACACGA